CUACAGCUCAUUACAGUUGAUUACUAAGGGUACGUCUAACAUUGCACGUCGACGUGCCCGUCGAAGUGGUGUUGUUUGUUUGUUGUGAUGUGUCUGGUCUCCGCGGAGAAAACCUGAAGCAUGAGCGGGAAGGCUAGGUUACGACCUCGGCCCAGGCGGCGGGACGAUCUACAUGAAAAGAAACAAGACUUGCUGCUUGCAUGGAGCGACGAAGUGUGCAAUAGCGAGGAGGUGCCCGAGGUAGAAAUCGUUAGUCUUCUCCAAGAACAUAUACCGAAAUAUCGCCUUCGAGCCGACAGUCUCACACAAUUUGGAGGCUACGAGAACCAGGACUGGUUCAUCCCAUCGCCGGCGUUGCCAGUCAGCGACAACGACCUAGCACUCACUCCCGAUCAGAUCAGGGAGACGCUUAAUUAUUUCCUUCUAUGCAGCAACAGGGUGAGCCAAAUGACAAAAACCUACAAUGACAUCGAAGCAGUAACACGGCUCUUGGAAGAAAAAGAGAAAGACUUAGAGUUAACAGCCCGCAUCGGAAAGGAGUUGCUGGCCACAAAUGGCAUUCUAGAAGCGCGGGUCAACUCUCUCGAAGGCGAACUGCGGAGCGCCAGAGACCACAUCACACAGCUGAGGCACGACCUCACUGCAAAGACUGAUUUACUGCAGAUUCUAACCAAUGAUACAGAGGAGGGCUCGACCCCGUCUGAGCAGGAAGCGGCUCAGGAGGCGGCGCUGCGCAAGCGCACCGGCGCGCUGGAGCGCGAGAACCGCGCCCUGCGCGACGAGGCCGCGCGGCUCGCCGCCGGCGCCGACCAGUGCGAGCUGGCCGAGCGGCAGCUGCUGCGGGACAUCGCGCAACAACUCGCAAGUGCGAACUCAGAGGCUGGUGUACUGGGUUCGGAGCUGGCGGAGGAGCGGCAGCGCUCAGCGGAAUUUCAGCAACAGUAUGACUCCGUCAACUCGAGGCUCGCUGCCACGGAGAAGAAUUUGCAGCAGAUAACUGCGGAGCACCAGCAGACGUUGCGGAUAUUAGAAAUAACUAAGGAUAACCAAAAUGCGUUGGCCGCGGAACUGGCGGACACGAAGGAGCGGUACCUCGAGGUGGCCGCUCACCUCGCCGAGGCUCAAGAGCAGCUUCGACAGCUGCGCAAACGAACCGAGCCGACACGGGGUCUCAUGCCGAGCGUGGCGGCAUCGGCCGGUCUUCUCCCUGCCAGUUUACAUAGAGAGAUGCACUCAUCGAUAUACUCUGAGCUUAGCAUGGAUUCUGGCAUCGGCAUCGGCAGCGACCCUAUGCAACAAUCGAGUAUGGCGAAAGUGUUCGAAACGGUGCAGUGUGCGUCACGAUGGUCCGGCGCGUCCGGUGUGUCCGGCGCGUCGCUGGCCGGGUCCGACCAGCCGGACGCGCCGCUGCCGCGGUCCUCCUACCUCCUCCCCAAGCCCAAGCUGUCCAGUGACUCCUUCUUCGAAGACUCUGACACGGACUCGGAUGAUCUCUACCCUGGCGGCACCGUCGAUGGAGUGCCAGGAGCGCCGGGCGCAGCCGAGCUGGCAGCGGCGCUUCGAAGGCUCACACCUCAAGAGAUCAACUCGAGGCGUGCCUCGUUGGCUGCCUCGCAUGUGCUCAGGCAUCGACGUAGCACAGAUCGUGAUAUAAGCGAAGAAAGCGCAGUAUGGGGUGCCGGCGCGGCGGGUGGGUUAGCUCGCUUCCGAGCGCCACACAAACUACAGAUAGUCAAACCUAUGGAGGGCUCUCUCACCUUACACACGUGGGCGCAGCUCGCCAAGCCGACCAUGUCAGGGUUACUAGAAGAGCAGGAAGGCGUUGGCGUCCGCGGCUCCCGCUCGUCGCAAGCCCUCGGGCUGCGCAUGUACCGGCUCUCCGACGUGGAGGAGGACGACGACAUGCCGCGCCUGCCGCACUCCAGCCACGUCUACACCUUCACCAACAGCACGGUGAUGCAUCCAAACGACGGCAGCCUUGUAAGCAGCACACGCGGCAGCAGCGUCAGCUCAGGCAUGAGCAGCCUCAGCUCCUCCGUGCUCGGCAGCGCGUGGAGUUCACGUCUUACGUCACGGAGGUCUUCGGCAGCUGUGUCACCAGUGUUGUCAAGACGGGAGUCCUUCUGCGAGAGAGUCGAACGGCAUUUCACACCUACGGCUACGCCGGCUAAUAGUCCACUGCUGGGCUCGCCGGAUUCUUCACCACCUGCUACGCCCAGACCAGGCGACGCCCCGCCCUCGCUGCACGCGCUGAUCGCGUCGGGCACGUCGAUCCUGCGGCGGCGCUACCUGACGUCGCCGGCCGCCGACGGGUCGCCCGCGCCGCUCGCGCUGCAGACGCCCGGCUCGCUGUACACCGGCCUCGUGCACCGCAGCCCCAUGGAGCAGCUCACCUGCCUCAAGCGCACGCUGCGCUCGCCCUUGGCCGCCGCCGAGCGCCAGGAGUCGUUGCUGGGCGUGCCCGCGCACCCCGGCGAGGGCGCGCUGGACGUGCCGGCGGCGAGCGCGGCGCCGGGCGGCAGGAGGCCGCGCGCGCGCGCCCCGCGGCCGCGCUCGGACCUGGGCACGGUGGCCGCGCCGCCCGCGCCCACGCCGCCGCCGGAACGGAACGCCUCCCCGCUCGGCACGCUCAGCACGCUCCUGUUCGGCAGAAAGGGCGGCCUUCUAUAAUUCGAGCGGUGAUCGCGUUUUGUUCCUUCGGUCCGUGGACCUUCCGACCCGACGUACGGGGAAUCGAGUGAGAUUGAAAUAGUACGGUUGACGAUUCGGUCGCCGCUAAGCUAACGAGAUAUCUAGAGUGAUUAUUAGAUUUUCUCUACUGAAUCUUACCUCCGUAGGAUUAUAAUUGCUUCUGUUUCGCUCCGAGUGCGAUUGUGGUUUUUUAGCUGAUUUAAUCUGAGAAUUAUCCGCGAACGGGUCGUUCGCCUUGAUAGAUAAUGUUUUACGUUUUGAUAUCCUAUUAUGUUAUUUGUGUAUAGUCGUUUUACCUUUGACGUGUAUUUUUCGUAGCGAAUUAUUUAACUUUAGUCAGCGGCUUUGUGCAUUUAUAAAAUGUUUUUUUCGGGGAUUGAACUUGAGAUCUUUUUUUUUGUAGUCUGAAUUGAGUUUGAUUAGCGGCAUUUUUCUGUCUCUUCCUCUCUCUAUAGAACAUUCCUUUAAAAGAGCUCAAGUGUUUUUACGCUUUAUGUUAAAAAGAGAGAAUUGUCAUGAGGACCAGGCGUGCACUUAAAUAAUUUACUUGACAAAAGAACGUGCAACGCGAGUACACGGUAUAAUAAUUGCAGCUGUCCAGACAGCUGAACAUCUGAAAGUUAGGACAGCACGGCACGACUAUCAAAACAUCAAACAUAUACUUUUAACGUUCUAGUUACUGGGAAAUACAAGAUAGUCGUGCAUAGCUUUUUAAAUCUUCAACUAAAUAUACGUGUUUGUAGUUCUUUUGUCAAUGUGUAGAUGAUUGUAUACCAAAAUAAUAAUAAUUAAGCGAGAAAUUAAAUAAAACAAUUAAAUUAUAUUUGGGGAGUUAACGGACAACUCGAUUCGUUGUAGUUUUUCUUUGCUAACGAGACCCCGUGUCGAACAGUGUAUUAUUUUAUUUUGGUUGUGUUAUUUAUUUAUUAGUAAUCUGAGACUUAACUCUAGAAUUUACGUAGACGCUUUGUCAAGAAGUAGUUAUUGAAGUGGUCGUAUUACGAUAAGAAUUCGCGCUUAUCAAUAUAAAUUCUGUAAUUGAUAAAUCAUUAUGUAUCAUUGUAAAUAUGUAAUCAAACUUCCAUUUAAGUAGGAGAGUACAAAUUUAAUUAUGUUUUGUAAAUCAAAACCUAGUAAUAUGUAUCAUUGAUUCAGUCAUACUUUGAGACUCAUUAUCGCAAUGACCACACUCAUUUGUACCUUUUAUAGUUUCACUGCAGAUCCUUUGGUUGAUUGUAAAUAUGUAUGUUUAAUUUAUUUUCUCAGUGAUGACGAGCUGACGGCCACGUCGAUUCAUUUAGUUGCUUUAAUUAAAGUUAAUUAGUGAGUAAACAUGUUACUAACUUAGGGUCUGAGUAAUAUAAUGGUGCAUGCCAUAGUGUAAGUAGUAUCGAAUUCAUAUUGGAGGUGAAUCAGCAAACAAGAGUGUAUGUAAAUCAGUUGCAGAACUUAAACAGCUGUCUUCAUUUGCCGUCGUUUAGUUAAAUGAAUAAUCAGUGAUUAACUUUAGGUUCUGAAAUUGGUGCUAUAUAGUUUUUAAUGUUAUUAUUGGUUUGUUUAUUUCAAAUGAAUGUGAUUAGGUGUCGUAAAUUUACAGAAUUAUUAUAAUUUUUAACCAGAUUGGUAUUGUGUUGUUUUCUGUAGCGCGUCUAUUGAUUUUUGAUUUGGCGUCGUGUACUUGAACCAUCUGUAAGUAGUCAGGUGAGGCUGUGAGGCGAGUGCGAGGUUCUGAUUCCCGAGUGAGAGUACCCGAGCCUUAGGCACAAAUAAACUCUAGAGUAAGGGUAAUUUGUUGAGAUUUGACAUCAAAAAUGAUAAUUAUUGUAUUAUAAUUGCAGGAAUAUAAUUUAUUCGAAGAUAA
This is a messenger RNA of Leguminivora glycinivorella, 4552 nucleotides long. It is a transcript of the gene milt, whose product is annotated as trafficking kinesin-binding protein milt. The transcript has 15 exons. The coding region runs from base 121 to 2670 and encodes 849 amino acids. NCBI's taxonomy places the organism in Eukaryota, Metazoa, Arthropoda, Insecta, Lepidoptera, Tortricidae. The record is from RefSeq and is a predicted model, not a curated record.